Morus notabilis is the source of this 795-nucleotide messenger RNA. RefSeq lists its product as uncharacterized. Bases 1 to 795 code for a protein of 264 amino acids. NCBI's taxonomy places the organism in Eukaryota, Viridiplantae, Streptophyta, Magnoliopsida, Rosales, Moraceae. The transcript has a single exon. The record is from RefSeq and is a predicted model, not a curated record.
AUGCAAACCCACCACAUCGAACGCGGACUAAACGACCUCUCCCUUUAUCCACAAGAGCCAAAACGACAAGACUCCGAUCGUCGUUCCGUCAGCACUCUCAUGACCCCGGACUCGUUCCUGUACCGUUCGUCCUCAUUCUCCGCUAUUAUCGGAGACUACAUCGGCAUGGAGAGCUGCGUCGACGUCCUCAGCGACGGCGACCAAUUGGAAUUAUUGAAUCGCAGCCACACGCCGCCGCCCGGCGAGAGAGAAAUCCGCGGCAGGCGAGACCGGCGGUCGUCGGAGACGGGGAAUUACAAGAGGGAGUUUCCGCCGCCGAUCCCGUCGCUGGCGCAGACGGAGAAUAUGCAUUCGAGAAUGCCGUGGGUUCUCAGGCGCCACUACACCGGCGACGGACGCUUGAUCCUGACGGAGGAGAAAGUCCGCCACCACGAGUACUUCCGGGCCCACCGCUCCAACGGCCGCCUAACGUUGCACCUCGUCCCCCUCGACGGCGCCGUCUUGGGUGCUUCGCUAGCUGAUAAGGAGAUAAUUGAGAACGAAUGCAACAAUGUGGAGGAUCGCGAUAAUCAGGAACACAAUGAUCAGGAUCUGGAUGAUAAGGAUGAUGGCGGUGAUGAUGUUAAUUGUGGUGAAUUGGACGGUGGUGAUGAGGUUGAAGAGGAAGAUCAGUGUAAUCAUAAAAACGAUAAUGGGAAUAUUCAAGAGCAGGGAAUUGGUUCGUGUUGUAACUAUAGCAGUGGGCGUUGUAUAUUGGGGGUUGCAGUGCCAGCUAUAAGGCCUGUUCAUACUUAG